This is a messenger RNA of Hypoxylon trugodes, 1465 nucleotides long. RefSeq names its product proteasome subunit beta type 7 precursor. Gene Ontology annotation, cellular component: proteasome core complex. The record is from RefSeq and is a predicted model, not a curated record. The transcript has 2 exons. The coding region runs from base 277 to 1095 and encodes 272 amino acids. Lineage: Eukaryota; Fungi; Ascomycota; Sordariomycetes; Xylariales; Hypoxylaceae. Gene Ontology annotation, molecular function: threonine-type endopeptidase activity.
GUACUAGGCAGGAUGGACGCGUUGAACAUUCAACUGUAAGGUAAGGUUCAACGCAGGCAGCUAGCUCCCGGUCGUCAUCCGCCUUAUUAUAUUGUACCUGCUCAAUUCCAGCAAACAAAUACAACUUCAUCAAUUACCAAACGACGGCACCGCCAGGAACCAUUAUCGGACAUCCUACAACACUACGGAUCCGGCGAUUCAACACCGAGUCGCCUUAAAGUCACAUUUCUAUAUUUUCCACCCAAGUAAAAGCACGAUCGCACCGAGCUAGCCAGUAUGCCUGGCUUCGACUUUUCAAACUACAAUCGCAACGCGGCUCUGCACGCACGAGGUGUUCCACUACCAAAGGCGACCAGUACGGGUACAACCAUUGUCGGCUGCAUAUUCGACGGGGGUGUUGUGAUUGCUGCUGAUACCCGAGCUACCAGCGGUCCUAUCGUCGCCGACAAGAACUGCGAAAAGCUUCAUUACAUCUCUCCCCAGAUUUGGUGUGCUGGUGCAGGUACCGCCGCCGAUACCGAGUUCACGACCGCCCUCAUUUCUUCCCAACUCGAGCUACACUCUCUCUCCACCGGUCGAAAGCCUCGUGUCGUUACUUGCAUGACUCUUCUCAAGCAACACCUCUUCCGAUAUCAAGGUUAUAUCGGAGCCUACCUAGUAGUUGCUGGUGUCGAUCCUACAGGAACUCACCUAUUUACCGUCCACGCCCACGGUAGCACAGACAAGCUUCCUUACGUAACCAUGGGUUCGGGAUCACUCGCCGCCAUGUCCGUUUUUGAAUCUCAAUGGAAGCCCAACUGUACCAAGGAAGAGGCCAUGGAGCUUUGCUCUCAAGCUAUCCAGGCUGGUAUCUUCAACGAUUUGGGUUCAGGUUCCAAUGUCGAUCUAGCAGUCAUCACAGCAGAUAAGACAACUCUACACCGUGGUUUCAUUAAGCCGAACGAGCGUAGCCAGAAGUUGAAGAACUACAAGUUCAAGCGUGGCACUACAGCAGUGCUCAACGAGAAAAUUAUUACCAAGGAUGAGAUUGGAAAAUACGUCAGCGUGCAAGAAUUGGAGUCAGGCGAGGGAGAGGGUAUGGAGAUUGAUACGUAAAAGAUAUGAGGAGGGGCUUUAGGAUGGAGAACCGGCGAUGAUUCUCUGUACCAACACAAUGAUAAUUUAAGAAGACUAUCCCUCCAAAACGGAGAACUCGGCAAGCCUCUCAUGAUCCAAGAUCCUAGUGAUUUUUUACAUCAGUAUAGUCUAACUAUAUUGGUUCUGUUACUAUGAACUUGGAUUCCAAUUACUAGACUCUCAGCAGCCACAAAAUACAUGAAUGCUGUUCAAUAAAGCCAAUCCCGGCCAAUCGGUCUUCCCAUCUAUUUGUACUUGACCCUUCAAUUUUCUAGCUUCGUAUCCUCGGAGCUUCACUACCCAAAUACAGGUAUGUCUAAGUAAGUAUUCUGUAUCUCCUCAAUCGAUU